AGAGCAUGAUGCUGUCUAUCUAUCUUACUAUCUAUCUUGCUGCAAAAUUAUCCAAACCAAAGACGAUAACUUUUUUAUAAUUGGUCAUCGACAUGCCUGAAUCUGCUUAGACAUUGUAAAGCAUCUAUGUCUGUGUCCCUGCUUCUGCACCUUCCAUCCAUUCAUCCCUGCAUAACAGUAUGUCAUAUUGCUGUGCCUUCGCUGACACCAAUGUCUAUCUUCUGAAAAAUAAUGGGCUCUUGGGUGGAAGCAGUUCUGUGAAAGUAAAGAUUUUGACUAAUGGGUCUUCGCUAAAUCAGAAGAAACUUGGAAGAAGACAAGUGGGUCUUCAUGCCUUUGGCACAAAGUGUGCACACGAGGUGGUUGUGGAAAAUGGCAAGAGAAAAAUGGGAGUGUCCUCUGAAGAAGUUAUUGGAGUUCUGAAGUCUAUUUCGGAUCCAAAUUCUGCUCUUUCCUACUUCAAGAUGGUUGCUCAGUUGCCGAAUAUUUUGCAUACCACUGAAGCAUGCAAUUACAUGCUUGAGUUGUUGAGGGCUCACACGAGGAUUCAGGAUAUGGUCUUUGUCUUUGAUGUAAUGCAAAAGCAAGUUAUUAAUCGAAAUUUGAAUACGUAUCUCACUAUAUUUAAAGCUCUUUCAGUUAAAGGUGGGAUUCGGCGGGCGCCAUUUGCACUUGGAAAGAUGAGGGAAGCUGGUUUCAUCCUGAAUGCUUAUUCAUAUAAUGGGAUGAUCCAUUUACUACUCCAACCUGGGUUUUGUAGAGAGGCUUUGGAGGUUUAUAGAAGAAUGAUCUCGGAAGGGCUUAAGCCUAGCAUGAAGACAUACUCAGCACUGAUGGUAGCACUAGGGAAGAAAAGGGAUACCAGAACCAUUAUGGAUUUGUUGGAAGAGAUGAAAACUUUGGGAUUGAGGCCAAAUAUGUACACAUAUACCAUAUGCAUUAGAGCACUUGGUAGGGUAGGGAAAAUUGAUGAUGCCUGUGCGAUUUUAAGGGAAAUGGAUGAUGAAGGAUGCGGGCCUGAUGUUGUCACUUAUACAGUUCUGAUUGAUGCUCUUUGUAAUGCGGGGAAGCUUGAUAAGGCCGAGGAAUUAUAUACAAAGAUGAGAGAGAGCCAUCACAAACCUGAUCGGAUAACAUAUACUACUUUGAUCGACAAGUUCAGUAACUGUGGCAACUUGGAUAUGGUGAAAAGAUUCUGGAGGGAGAUGGAAGCUGAUGGUUAUGAACCUGACGUGGUUUCCUACACAACAUUCAUUGAUGCUUUAUGCAAAUCUGGGAGCAUUGAUCAGGCCUUUGCUAUGUUAGAAACGAUGAAGAUGAAAGGAACUUUUCCAAAUCUUCAUACUUACAACACUUUGAUCUCUGGACUUUUGAAGAGGAAAAGAUUAGAUGAGGCAUUAGAACUUUUCGAUAAUAUGGAAUCUUUGGGCGUUGAACCUACUGCUUAUUCAUAUGUUCUGUUCAUCGACUAUUAUGGAAAGUCCGGUGAUCCAGGAAAAGCUCUUGAGACCUUUGAAACGAUGAAAAAGAGAGGAAUUGCGCCUAGUAUAGUAGCAUGUAAUGUAUCUUUAUAUAGUCUUGCAGAAAUGGGUAGGAUCAGAGAAGCAAAUGAUAUAUUCAACGAUCUUUACAACUGCGGACUUUCACCAGAUUCAGUAACCUAUAAUAUGAUGAUGAAGUGCUAUAGAAAAGCAGGGCAAAUAGACAAAGCCAUAGAGCUUUUGGAUGAGAUGAUAAGCAAUGGGUGUGAACCAGAUAUAAUUAUGGUUAAUUCGUUAAUUUAUAUGCUUUACAAGGCCGAUCGAGUUGAUGAGGCAUGGGAAAUGUUUGGGAGACUGAAGGAUUUGAAGCUGGCUCCGACAGUAGUGACAUACAAUACUCUACUUGCUGGCUUGGGGAAAGAAGGAAAAGUCGAAAAGGUUCUUGAACUGUUUGGGAGUAUGACAGAGUCUGGAUGUCCUCCAAACACAAUAACUUUCAACACACUCCUUGAUUGUCUUUGCAAGAACGACGCGGUUGAUUUGGCGUUGAAAAUGCUAUGCAGAAUGACGAUGAUGAACUGUAGUCAUGAUGUUCUGACUUAUAACACCAUCAUCUAUGGGUUGAUCAAAGAAGACAGAAUUAGUUAUGCAUUCUGGUUUUUCCAUCAGAUGAAGAAAUCUCUCUACCCUGAUCUCGUAACUUUAUGCACCCUCCUUCCUGGUGUUGUACGGUAUGGAAUGAUAGAGGAUGCUAUCAAGAAUGUCAUUGAAUUUGUUUAUCAGGCAGGUUUAGAGAAAGGCAAACAAUCCUUGGAAGAACUAAUGGAAUCCAUUUUAGUUGAAGCGAAAAUUGAAGAUGCCAUUCUAUUUGCUGAAAGAUUGGUAAGUGCUUCUGGUUUCCAAGAUGACUGUGUAAUAUUACCUCUAAUUAAAGCCUUGUGUAAGCGGAACAAGAUCCUUGAUGCUCAAAAAUUAUUUGAUAAGUUCACCAAAACUUUGGGAGUUCAUGCAACCGUUGAAUCAUAUAAUUGCUUGAUGGAUGGGGUUCUUGGAUCUAAUAUGAUUGAAAAAGCCUGGGAUCUUUUUGUGGAGAUGAAGGAUGCAGGUUGUCAUCCAAAUAUUUUCACGUAUAACUUGCUGCUCGAUGCUCAUGGUAAAUCUGGGAGGAUUGAUGAACUCCUUGAACUUUUCAAUGAGCUGCAGAGUAGGGGAUGCAAGCCUAAUGCCAUAACCCAUAACAUUAUCAUCUCUGCGCUUGUGAAAUCUAAUAGCAUCAAUAAGGCAUUAGAUUUGUAUUAUGAGCUCAUAAGUGGUGAUUUCUCUCCCACUCCCUGCACUUAUGGACCUCUUAUAGAUGGACUUUUAAAGAGUGGGAGAUUUGAGGAAGCAAUGAAGAUCUUUGAGGAGAUGUUAGACUAUCAAUGCAAGCCAAACAGUGCUAUUUUCAAUAUUCUCAUCAAUGGAUUUGGGAAAGCUGGAAAAAUUGAUGUUGCUUGUGAUAUGUUCAAGAGGAUGGUUAAAGAGGGAAUAAGGCCAGACCUGAAGUCUUACACAAUUCUUGUAGAGUGCCUAUGCUUGGCCGGAAGAGUCGACGAUGCUGUGUACUACUUUGAGGAACUAAAGUCAACUGGCCUUGAUCCUGAUAGAGUUUCGUACAAUCUUAUGAUCAAUGGGCUCGGAAGAUCACGCAGGUUGGACAAUGCUCUUUCUCUUUUCGGCGAAAUGAAGUGUAGGGGAAUUUCUCCUGAUCUUUACACUUACAAUGCAUUGAUUCUCCAUCUUGGGAUAAUUGGAGAGGUGGACCUAGCCGGAAAGAUGUAUGAGGAACUGCAAGCAAGGGGUCUGGAACCUAAUGUCUUCACUUAUAAUGCUCUCAUUCGUGGGCAUAGUUUGUCGGGAAACAAAGACAGAGCUUUCAAUGUCUACAAGAAGAUGAUGGUACAGGGGUGCAGCCCCAACAGACAAACUUUUGCUCAACUUCCUAAUAAAUGCUGAUUUCACUCACAGGAUCAUUCUGGUGCAAGCCUUUAUUCUCAAUGAUAGAGACCUUUAAGGAAUACCCUGCUCCUUUGCCUCAUUGCUCAGUGUAUAUAUUAAUGUGCAAAUUAUUCACUUCAUAUGCUGGCAACUGCUGCUGAUUAAUGGGAUAUGUGUAGAUGGGGAAGGCAUGAAGUUCGACUUUUGUGCAAAACUAAACUUGAGCCAUUUAAAGAUUUGUAUAUUUGAAAUUGUAAUCAUAUGUAAAGUGUAAAAGCAGUGUUAGAUCAGAAAUUGUAAAGGCAGAUGCUAAUAUGCAAUCAUUUGAAUAUAAAAGGGUUUUCUUUUGGCCGAACAA
Molecule: messenger RNA, 3816 nt
Organism: Arachis stenosperma
Lineage: Eukaryota; Viridiplantae; Streptophyta; Magnoliopsida; Fabales; Fabaceae
Product: pentatricopeptide repeat-containing protein At4g31850, chloroplastic-like
Exons: 4
Coding region: 180-3476 (1098 amino acids)
Molecular function (GO): protein binding
Source: RefSeq, a predicted model, not a curated record